Molecule: messenger RNA, 3265 nt
Organism: Saccoglossus kowalevskii
Lineage: Eukaryota; Metazoa; Hemichordata; Enteropneusta; Harrimaniidae
Product: protein O-mannosyl-transferase TMTC3-like
Biological process (GO): protein O-linked glycosylation via mannose
Cellular component (GO): endoplasmic reticulum
Molecular function (GO): protein binding; mannosyltransferase activity
Source: RefSeq, a predicted model, not a curated record
GUCAUAUCUAAAUAUUUGGCACGUUUGUUGCUGUUCCGGUGUUAUUGUGUUGUUAACUGUUCAGUACUAAAGCAGGAUGCCUGGUUCCAGAUUUCAACUUUAUUCUGUUAUUGUGUUUGCUGUUGUUAUUAUUUGCUAUCUGAAUUCCUUGCAAUGUGGAUUUGUAUUUGACGAUGUCUCUGCUAUUAAAGAGAACAAAGACCUGAGACCAAGAACUCCCAUCAUGCACCUCUUUCGAAAUGACUUCUGGGGUACACCCAUGCAUACGGAGAAAAGCCACAAGUCGUACAGGCCGCUGUGUGUGUUGACAUUUCGUAUGAACUACGCAAUGACUGAGCUGGAACCGAUGAGUUACCAUUUAGUUAAUAUGAUAUUACAUGGUGUUGUGUGUAUUAUAUUUAUGGCUAUAUGUAGACUGUUAUUCAGUGAUAUUACAAGUUUUAUUGCUGCCUUGAUGUUUGCUGUGCAUCCCAUACACACUGAAGCAGUGACUGGAGUGGUAGGCAGGGCAGAAUUAUUAUCCUCAAUAUUUCUUUUACUUGCAUUCCUUAACUUUGCAAAAUCCACCGGAAGAAACAAGCCAAUAGGAUGGGCAUCAAUGUUUGUAACUAUGGUGCUUGUUGUCAUAGCAACAUUAUGCAAAGAACAGGGUAUAACUGUAAUUGGUAUUUGUUGUGUAUAUGAAGUUUUUAUUGCACAACAGAUGACAGUGUUUGAGAUUUUACGACUUUUAAAAAGUCUGGUGGCUGGCAAACCUAAAUUUCCUUCUUACUUCAAAAGUGCCUUCGUGCGAUGCAUGUUUAUACUUCUAAGUACCAUAGGUUUGCUGCUUGCAAGAGUGAAAGUUAUGGCAGCUGAACUUCCUGUAUUCACAAAGUUUGACAAUCCUGCAGCCUCUGCACCAUUCCCAGUAAAACAAUUAACAUUACUGUAUCUAUUACCUGUGAAUAUAUGGCUUCUACUAUGCCCGUCUCAACUUUGCUGUGAUUGGACGAUGGGAACUGUACCACUCAUUGAAUCUGUUUUGGAGCCCAGGAAUUUAUCCACUAUAGCGUUUGUUAUUGUCUUGGUGAAGUUGGUUCAUUUUGCGAUCGUUGAUGAGAGUCUUCGAUCUAAACAAGUUAUUAUGUGUCUGUCUUUCCUGGUACUUCCAUUCAUUCCAGCGUCUAAUUUAUUCUUCCCGGUGGGAUUUGUGGUGGCGGAGAGAAUUCUAUACACACCCAGUAUGGGAUUCUGUAUGAUGGUGGCGCUGGGAUUUCAACUUCUCAUUAAACAAAAAAAUACCAAAACUGUCAUGUACGUUGGACUGGCAUUGCUUCUUCUCAGUCACUCUAUUAAGACAGUCAGGAGGAAUUAUGAAUGGGAGUCAGAGUACACUAUAUUUAAAGCUGCUACUGGUGUUGUCAAGACGAACGCUAAACUGUGGAAUAACGUUGGCCAUGCAUUAGAGAAGGAAAGUAAAUGGGACGAGGCGUUGGAGUAUUUCCUACACGCUACACAAGUGCAGCCCGAUGACAUCGGUGCAUGGUUGAAUGUUGGAAGAGCUUAUAGAAAUUUAAAUCAAUCAAGACAAGCGGAGGCUGCCUAUACUGAGGGGAUGAAUCUAAUGCCUGCAGUCAAAGCAGGCAAGAAGUAUACAACACGAAUCGCUCCCAAUCAUUUAAAUGUUUAUCUGAAUUUAGCAAACCUCAUUAAAGACGAGCCAGGACGGUUGAUUGAAGCUGAUAAUUUGUACAAAAAAGCAAUCACAAUGAGACCAGAUUUUGUCCAGGCUUAUAUAAACAGGGGUGAUGUGUUAUUGAAGUUGAACCGUUCUGAUGAUGCAGUUGACAAUUACAUGACGGCUCUUAAAUAUGAAAAAGAUAAUGCUGAUAUCUAUUAUAAUCUCGGUGUAGUAUUAAAACAUUUGAUAAAUUUGGAUUUUGUGAAUGAGAAAGUUUAUUUCAACCUUGGCAUGUUAGCUACAGAUGCCAAAGAGAUUGAUAAUGCUAAAAAAUGGUUUGAUAAAGCCAUUGAGUAUAAAGAAGAUUUUCGAAGUGCCUUGUUCAAUCAAGCGUUGAUGUUGUCGCAGCAAAAACGAGAUAUGGAAAGUUUACCGUACCUUGAAAAACUGCUACAACUUCAUCCCAACCACUCUAAAGGAUUAAUUCUACUUGGUGAUGUCUAUAUGAAUACAUUACAUUCCAUUAAAGAUGCAAAGAAGUGUUACGAGACCAUAUUAGAAAUUGAACCAAAAAAUAUACAAGCAAACCACAAUCUGUGUGUUGUCUAUGUGGAAGAAGGAAAUCUGGCAAAAGCAGAAACAUGUCUGGUUGCAGUCUCUGACAUGGCGCCAAAUGAAGAGUACAUUAAAAAACAUUUGAACAUCGUGAGGGCGAAACGCUAUCAACAAUAUCAACAGCAAAAGCAGGGGAGAGAAGCUGAAAAAGAAAGCCACACGCAGAUAGGAAAAAAUUCCGAAGACAUGCAGUCGAAAAAGACUGGGACACAGCAACAGCGUAAGACCCAACAGCAGUCAACGCAGAAAAAUCAGGAACAGAAAAGUACUGAGAUUCAUCAAAGUAAAACAGUUCAUCAAGAGCAAACCGUAAAGAUGGAAACUCAUCAAACAGAAAAAGUGCAACAAACGCAAAAAGUGCAACAGGAAAGUAGUAUCCAUAAGGAGGAAUCUGUUCAUCAGAAGAGCACUCGGACAGAGAGAGUGCAGCAACAGACUUCUCACCACGAACAACACAAACAGCAAAGCAGCAAACAGAAUCAAAUUAAGGAGAAGCAGAAAACAAAGAAAUGAGAUUCAGCGCUGCUGAAUGUGUAGUUGCGGAAACUGACAUAUCAGAGGACAGAAUCUGUACAGUAUGUACCUGCUUGUGUAUAUUGUAUGAAACUAUUGACACUGGUGAUGGGAUACACACAGACUGAGUAUCAAUUCAUUAUUGUAUCUGAAUACAGUUAAAAACCCAUAACCACAAAGGCAUCCAAACUAAUAUGCCGUUUCAGAAUAUCCUUGUUUUGUUAAAGCGAGUCCCAAGCGACGAUAACAACACACGCUAAAAUCGCAAAGACUCAGGGGUAGACACUUUUAAACAAUGACACGCUAUGGCUAUCUGACACAUGCGCAGGUGAUGACUCUCCCGCUUUAAAUCUAUGCAAUUACCAAGAAUUACUGGACAAAAAUAAGAAGCAACAAAAGUCAAUGCACAUCAUAUGUGAAUGUAAUUGUUUAAAAUUUCCUUAGUUGAAUAAAAUUACAUCAUAAUUAAGGGUA